GCGCUUUCAUUCUGCAAUUCCCCGACUGUCACCGACGCCCGCAAGUGUUCCGCUCGCUGUCGUCCGUUUUCCGUCGAGAGACCAGCCAGAGCCUUCGACCGAUCGACUGACCUCUUUUCGUUCGAAGCUUCGGGCUCCGCACCAGACAGACCCAAAAUGACUGGUGCCGCAGGGAACUCGUACAUGUCCAUGGCGACGCCCAACGACGUCAAGAACUACACGAACGACGUUGGCCAGAUCCAGUGGGCGCAGGUGCCGCUGAACGCCGCGCUGGACAAGCUCAAGACGUCCCGCGAGGGUCUGACGUCGGAUGAGGCCGAGAAGCGUCUGGCCGAGUACGGCCCGAACAAGCUGCCGGAGGAGAAGGUGAACAAGCUGACGCUGUUCCUGGGCUUCAUGUGGAACCCGCUGUCGUGGGCCAUGGAGGUGGCCGCCAUCCUGUCGAUCGUGCUGCUGGACUACGCCGACUUCGCGCUGAUCCUGUUCCUGCUGCUGCUGAACGCGUGCAUCGGCUACUUCGAGGAGGUGCAGGCCGGCGACGCCGUGUCGGCGCUGAUGGGCCAGCUGGCCCCGGAGGCAAAGGUGUUCCGUGACGGGGAGAUUAAGAAUAUUCCGGCGGACCUGCUGGUCCCCGGCGAUGUGCUGCGUGUGCGUCUGGGUGACGUGAUCCCGGCCGACCUCAAGUUCCUGGAGGGCGACGCGGUCAAGGUGGACCAGUCGUCGCUGACGGGCGAGUCGCUGCCGGUGACCAAGAACGAGGGCGACGAGGGCUACUCGGGCUCGGUGGUGAAGCAGGGCGAGAUCGAGGCCGUCGUGACGAGCACGGGCAUUAACACGUUCCUGGGCCGCGCCGCCGAGAAGAUCGCUACGGCGGACUCGCACGGCCGUCUGCAGAUGGUGCUGACGACGGUGGGCAACUUCUGCAUGGUGUCGAUCCUGUUCUGGUGCGUGGUGGAGCUGCUGGUGCAGAUGGCCGGCCGCACGUCGCAGAACCCGUGCGUCAUCGUGACGGACGGCUGCCUGGGCGUGGCCAACAUCCUGGUGCUGAUCGUGGGCGGUAUCCCCGUGGCCAUGCCGACGGUGCUGUCGGUGACGCUGGCCAUCGGUUCGUCGGCGCUGGCGAAGGAGAACGCCAUCGUGACGCGUCUGACGUGCAUUGAGGAGAUGGCCAGCAUGGAGGUGCUGUGCUCGGACAAGACGGGCACGCUGACGCUGAACCAGCUCUCGGUGGACAUGGACAACCUGAUCCCGUACAACAACUUCACGGCGGAUGACAUCCUGAAGUACGGCGCUCUGUCGGCGCGUACGGAGAACAACGAGGCCAUCGACGUGGUGUGCCACAACACGUACCCGGGCAAGGACACGAUGUGGCAGGAGUACACUCUGCUGCACUACACGCCGUUCGACCCCACGACGAAGCGCACGAUUGCCAAGCUGAAGGACAACCGCACGGGCGAGAUCCUGCGUGCCGUGAAGGGUGCCCCGCAGGUGGUGCUGGACAUGGACGUGAACGCGGACACGCUGCGCGUGGAGGUGGAGGACCGCAUCAACGAGUUCGCUUCGCGCGGGUACCGUGGUCUGGGUGUGGGUAUUUCUCGCAGCGGCGACGUUCCGGUGGAGGAGUGCGAGUGGCAGAUGAUCGGUCUGCUGCCGCUGUUCGACCCGCCUCGCCACGACACGGCCGACACGGUGAAGAAGGCCAUUGCUCUGGGUAUCGCUGUGAAGAUGGUGACGGGUGACCAGAAGGCCAUUGCCGUGGAGACGUGCCGUCAGCUGGGAAUGCCGACGAACAUCCUGGACACUUCUUUCUUCAACACUGCGCCGCCUCCUGGCCUGAACCUGGCGCAGAUGAUCUACGACACGGACGGCUUCGCUCAGGUGUUCCCGGAGCACAAGUUCGAGAUCGUGAAGCACCUGCAGUCGCUGGACAAGGUGGUGGGCAUGACGGGUGACGGUGUGAACGACGCUCCGGCCCUGGCUCAGGCCGACAUUGGUAUUGCUGUGGACGAUGCGACGGACGCUGCGCGUGCUGCGGCCGACAUCGUGCUUGUGUCGCCCGGUCUGAGUGUGAUCAUCACGGCCAUCCGCAUGAGCCGCGAGAUCUUCCUGCGCAUGAAGAACUACGCCAUGUACUCGAUCGCCAUGACGGUGCGUAUCGUGUUCACGUUCGGCAUCCUGACGGUGGCGUGGAACUGGUACUUCCCUCCGAUCCUUGUUGUGAUUCUGGCCAUCCUGAACGACGGCACCAUUCUGACGAUCUCGAAGGACAACGUGGUGGCGUCGCCGCACCCGGACUCGUGGAAGCUGAAGGAGGUGUUCAUUUCGUCGAUCUCGUUCGGCCUGUGGCUGACGCUGUCGACGGUGGUGCUGUUCGCGAUCGUCAACAACUCGAGCGGAUUCGAGAGCACGGGCGUGGAGAACCUGUGCGUGAGCUGCAUGAAGAACGAGUGCCACGACUUUUUCCAGGACCAGUACCAGACGUGCGUGAUGGAGAACAACGCGACGGGCUGUGGUGAGAUGACGGGCAGCGUGCCGCAGGCCGCUAGCAUCGCGGACGUGGGCGACUUCCGUGAGAAGGCGAUCGACGCGUACUGGACGCAGUACCAGGAGAAGUACGACUCGCGCUCGAAGCUGUUCGAGGACCUGGCGGACGUGCACCUCAACUCGCUGCCGAACGACGCGAAGCCGUCGGCCGAGGUUGCGUACAACCAGUACGUGUACGCUUACACUAUGGGCGCUGGCGGUGCCGCUUACGAGGGCGACUACGACGUGUUCACGGCGGCUCAGCUGGGCAAGGGUGUGACGUUCAUCGGCAACGACGAGGUUCCCAUCACGAACCAGGUUGGCUUCUGCGACUACGUGUGGGGCUUCAGCAACUGGAACCAGACGUGGACGCGCGACAACGAGAUGAUCGGCCCCGGCAUCCAGCGCAAGGAGGGUGUGCUCCGUUCGCUGGUGUACCUGCAGGUGUCUAUCUCCGGCCAGGCGCUGAUCUUCGUGACGCGUACUGCCGGCACCAACAACUGGUUCUUCGCUGAGAAGCCGUGCAACCUGCUUCUGAUUGCUUUCGUGUUCGCUCAGAUCGUGGCCUCGGUGAUCGGCUGGAUCGGUUUCGGCGGCUACCCGACGGACCGUAUUGCCGUGAUCGGCUGCGGCGGCGGCUACACGCUGAUUGCCUGGCUGUGGGCCAUCGUGUGGCAGUUCCCGCUUGACCUGAUCAAGUUUACGGUGAACUACAUCUUGACGAAGAACACGUACGCCAGCAAGGCGUUCACGGAGCGCAUCAACGCGGGCCACCCGACGAUGACGCACUCUGUGGUGACGAACACGCAGCGUUCGAUCCGCGCCAGCCGCACUGUGUAAGCAGUUCGUGUGUUUGUGGGUCGCAUGCGUAGGCAGUGGCAGUGCUGUGGCGAGAAGAGGAGUCGAUAGAAGGCUCACUUGCGCCUCGGACUGUCGCGGCAACUUUGCAGGUGGACUUCAAGGCGCUGGCCGUCCUGCGCAUGGUUGCGCGGGCAGUCGUCUUCCUGGAGUCCACAAGUGCAACGUGCAUGCUGUAGAAUUACUCAAAAAAUGUAGGUAGAAUACAAAGUCAUUUUUCCUGCAA
Phytophthora sojae is the source of this 3607-nucleotide messenger RNA. RefSeq lists its product as hypothetical. The record is from RefSeq and is a predicted model, not a curated record. Gene Ontology annotation, cellular component: plasma membrane. Gene Ontology annotation, biological process: regulation of intracellular pH; proton export across plasma membrane. The coding region runs from base 157 to 3363 and encodes 1068 amino acids. Lineage: Eukaryota; Oomycota; Peronosporomycetes; Peronosporales; Peronosporaceae. Gene Ontology annotation, molecular function: ATP binding; P-type proton-exporting transporter activity; ATP hydrolysis activity. The transcript has a single exon.